AUGUUGCAGUCGAUAUUCGAUGAUUUACGGCGUAUGAAUAAACGCCAGUUUCUCUACCAAGUAUUAAGUUUUGGUAUGAUAGUGUCAUCGGCGUUAAUGAUAUGGAAAGGUCUGAUGGUCGUAACCGGCAGUGAGAGCCCUAUCGUAGUGGUAUUGAGUGGUAGUAUGGAACCUGCGUUUCAUAGAGGCGACUUACUCUUUCUCACCAAUUAUCAAGAUGAGCCAGUGAGAGUGGGUGAGAUUGUUGUUUUCAAAGUCGAGGGCAGAGAUAUACCUAUUGUGCACAGAGUACUUAAGCUCCAUGAAAAGGGUGACCAAAAUAACACAGUCAAAUUCCUCACAAAGGGUGACAACAAUUCAGUGGACGACCGAGGCUUAUAUGCACCUGGUCAGUUAUGGCUGUCGCAUAAAGACAUAGUAGGUCGAGCGAGAGGUUUCUUACCAUAUGUCGGGAUGGUUACUAUAUACAUGAAUGAAUAUCCUAAGUUUAAGUAUGCAGUAUUAGCAUGUCUUGGAUUGUACGUUUUGGUACACAGAGAAUAAAGCCGCUCCAUAAGUUAUAUUGUAAUGUAAAUUAUCACCGACUGUCCAGAGAAUGCGCAAUUUAUUCUUAUAAGUUUAUUGUUUAAACAUAUACAGAAACUUAAACACAGAUAUGUGUGUCUGAUGUGUUCGAACAUAGCAUGCACAAUAGGGGGGGAAUAUUUGUAUAUAUAUAUCGCUAAAUGUACACUUAACAAGAAAUAUAAAAACAU
Messenger RNA from Linepithema humile (Argentine ant), 755 nucleotides. It is a transcript of the gene twr, whose product is annotated as signal peptidase complex catalytic subunit SEC11 homolog C twr. NCBI's taxonomy places the organism in Eukaryota, Metazoa, Arthropoda, Insecta, Hymenoptera, Formicidae. The record is from RefSeq and is a predicted model, not a curated record. Gene Ontology annotation, molecular function: serine-type endopeptidase activity. Gene Ontology annotation, cellular component: membrane; signal peptidase complex.